This is a messenger RNA of Hibiscus syriacus, 1196 nucleotides long. Its product is annotated as inactive protein kinase SELMODRAFT_444075-like. The transcript has 5 exons. Bases 1 to 1059 code for a protein of 352 amino acids. NCBI's taxonomy places the organism in Eukaryota, Viridiplantae, Streptophyta, Magnoliopsida, Malvales, Malvaceae. The record is from RefSeq and is a predicted model, not a curated record.
AUGGAGAAAUGUGAUUUGGGUGGUAAAACCGUGAUAGUUGCUGUUAGAGCAGCAAGGAAUGCUCUGCUCUGGUCUCUGAGUCAUGUUGUUCAAGCUGGGGACUGCGUUAAGCUGCUUCUUGUUGUUCCUUCUCAAUCUUCAACCAAAAAGAUAUGGAGGAUUUCGAGAUUUACGAGUGAUUGCGCCUCCGGUAAUUUGAAGUCUAUCUCUGGAAUUAGUUCAGAUAGAAAACAAGAUGUUGCAGAUUCAUGCUCCCAAAGGAUUCUUCAGUUGCAAGAUGUUUAUGACCCAGAGAAGGUGAAGGUCAGGAUAAAAAUCGUUCCCGGGUCGCCACACGGAAUCGUUGCUGCCGAAGCGAAGAAAGCUCGAUCCAACUGGGUUAUAUUGGAUAAACACUUUAAACACGAGAAGAAGCACUGCCUGAAUGAGCUGCAAUGCAAUCUUAUCGUGAUGAAGCGAAGAGUUGUUCGAUUGAAUUUGGUCGGAUCACCGAACAUUGAACCUAAAGUGGAAUGGCCGUCAUCGUCUGAAUCAGAAACAUCUCCUAGAUAUAGGAAAGGCAUGCAUGGCCUGUUUGAUGAAACUAAAGGGCCAUAUUCGACUCCUGUCAGCAGUCCUGAACAUGAAUCGCCCCCGACUGCUACCAAUGUUGGAAUGUCGUCAAUAUCGAGUUCCGAUCCAGAAGCCUCACCGGUUUUCCUCCAUGGAUUAUACGAGAGGUUGAAGAAAGAUCAUUCGUUCUUUAGUGAAGGAAGCCGAAAUCCAUUUGAAUCGGAUUCAGACUCCAACAGUGAGCUAGAUCCUCCUACAACAGUUUCAUUGCAUCUUGGGAAGGGUUUAGAGAGAUCGAACGAUUCAUCUCUAACGUCAACAUCGAGCAUUUUGUUUGAGACAUCACCAGCAUUGAAUCGAGAACUUGAUCUCGGGGUCCUUAAUCACAGACUUGAAGCUUUCUCACAGUCAAGAAAUGCUCCUCCUAGACCUCCUCCAUUAUGUUCAAUAUGUCAACACAAGACUCCUAUAUUCGGGCACCCUCCGCGGUCUUUCACGUAUGCUUAACUGAUAUGCGGUACCAAUGGCUUUUCACAAUUGAAUUUCUUGGCUGAAGGCGGAUUUGGUUCUGUUCAUAAAGGGAUCUUACCCGACGGUCAGGUCAUGCUGUGAAGCAACACAAGUUGGCUAGUUCUCAAGGUCGG